UAUUGCUAUUGUAAUUUUAAUUUAUUUUGCUACGGUAGAAUCUUUUAUCAGGUCAAGUAAAAACCCUAGCAGGAUUAAAAAUAGUCAUAAGUAUGACUUUUUAGGUACACGUUCAUAACGACAGUCCUUCCUGCAAAUCCGUUGUCUAAAUAUUUUCGUGAGCAUCAUGAAAAGUUUGCACGAUCUACCUGUUGAGAUUCUGGACUACAUCUUUACCUUGCUACGGCUGGAGGAUUGGAAGCAGGCAUCAUUGGUAUGCCAUCAGUGGAUGGUGCUGUGCUCCUCUCGGAAAUCUCUGGCAAAUGUCGUCCUGACCUUGAUUCCAGAAAAAUCCGACAAAAGUGAACUAUGUCGAAUACUGUCCGGAAGCAUUCGCAAAUACCGUAAUAUCAUAUUCGAAGUCUACGAAGAUGACGAUUAUGUAAUUCCAAUUAUUUUGGAGACAUUCCAUGAGAGUCUGGAAUGCGUAAAAAUUAAAGGCUACUACGAGAUGGUCCUGAAUUUCAAAAUUGAUUAUCUAAAGAGAUUGUUUGAAUGCAUAGUAAAGCUGAAAGAGUUACGUGUGCAGGCUAUAAUAGAAAUCGAUGAUCUACCUGAAGAUGGUGAAAUACUGGACCUACCCAGGAUGCCUUAUUUGGAAACCCUAUACCUUGAAUUUGAAUCCUUGGAACGUGCUUGUUUCGAUUGGUGUCAAAUAGCGCCCAACCUCAAACAUCUUUAUCUAGGACGCAAUCGCUUUUGUACCAAUUUCAAUCAGUUGAUGAGCUUCUACAGUCAACAGUUGUGCAGUCUAGGAAUAGCGAUAGAUGGGUCAAACAAUUAUGCUUUCGGUGCGAAACCCGUCAAAUUUCCCCAACUAAAAAACCUGACCGUCCUGUGUUGGGCAGAAGUGGAGCUGAACCAGGCUGAACAGUUCUUUAAAUCUUUUUCUUCCAAUCUAACGGAGCUCACCCUAGGAUACACGAUGAUUCCGGAAGUUUUGGCAUCGACUUUCGUAUUAUUCCCGUCGUUGGAAACCGUACGCUUGUACUUCAUUCUGCCCGAAAAUGGCUUCCACCUUCUGUCCAAAUUACCGAAAUUGAAACAUCUAUUUUUAUUCCGGGUAUCAAUAAGCUACAGUGGGUUUGAAUUAGCCGAUUGUUUCAACAGUUUACAGCAGCUUUCGUUAAAACAUGUUGAAAUCGAUGUUGUGGAAGAGUUUUUCAAAAUACUUCCUGGGAAAAUGCCAAACGUCACAUCCUUGGAGAUCACUGAUGAUGGAGAUAACGAGACUUCUCUCGUCUGUGCUAAUCUAUUAAAUCUACGACGAUUGACUGUUUCCUGGGAAUGUAAGAUUCUGGGAUAUUUCUCCUGCUGUGACUUCAACCGCUUGGAACACUUACGUGAGCUGCGGCUGUUCUAUAAUUCACUGCGGAGUGAAGAUUUUUCCUGGAUGAGUUUUGCUCGCUGUCCCAGCGUUCACAAACUUCUCAUCCCAGACAAUAUGGUUGGCAAACCAACAUUCAUCUCUCUGGCGGGCAACCCAUCGACGCUAGACCUGUUCCUGUCAAAUACCAGCUUGUCCAACCCGGUAGCCUUGAAUGAACCCAGCUCCGACCACCAACCGGUGGUGGCUGAAAUGGGCUACAACGUGGCCCCUGCUCCAAGUCUGCACAAGGACUACCACCGCGUAAAAUGGGCCCAGUUUGGACGCGUGAUAGACAGACACAUCAUCGACAACCCGCCGCUUAACACCGUGGAGGACAUCAACCGAGCGUUGGAGGCACUCCACCAAGCCAUAACCGUAGCUGACGAUGCGUGCGUCCAACGAGUUCCUGUGAGGGGCGCUGGCAACACCAGAGCCACUGCCCUCGUCCGUUCCUCUUCCACCGAUGUGCAACAGCAGGAGAUUUGCCCGCGGGUUUACUUAUGCAAUAUGCAGCAAACGUAUUCCGACAUGUUGCAGCACUAUUCGUUCAAGUUCUCCGCUCUCUACGGGCGCUACGAUUCCGACCUUCCUGACGAUGAUGCCAUCAGAAAUCAGCUGGCCCUGUUGUACGUCGAUAACCGCGAAUUGACCCAGUGCCUACCAGUUCGCCAUUUGGCCGUUUGA
Ochlerotatus camptorhynchus is the source of this 2092-nucleotide messenger RNA. RefSeq lists its product as uncharacterized. Gene Ontology annotation, cellular component: SCF ubiquitin ligase complex. Lineage: Eukaryota; Metazoa; Arthropoda; Insecta; Diptera; Culicidae. The coding region runs from base 167 to 2092 and encodes 641 amino acids. Gene Ontology annotation, molecular function: protein binding. Gene Ontology annotation, biological process: SCF-dependent proteasomal ubiquitin-dependent protein catabolic process. The record is from RefSeq and is a predicted model, not a curated record. The transcript is spliced from 7 exons.